AUGAAAUUGAAGGUUACGGAUAAUCAACAAUUAGAUAAUAAAGAAAUAAUAAAAGUUUUUAAUAACAUAAAAAUUUCUUUCAAUGAGACAAUAAAAAAUGAAGAAAAGAAAGAAUUUUUAAUAACAUUAUCGGAUUUCGUAUGUAAUGAUCUAAUCAGACGUGGUAAUCUAAUUAAUAAUAGAAAAAAUAUCCUUCGCCCGUUAUCUCCUCAUCUUCCUAUUUAUAAGCCACAGCUCACUUCGACGUUUCCAAUUUACCAUAGAAUAUCCGGGGCUUUCCUAGCCACUCUAGUUUUGUUUUUUUAUCUUCUUUGUCUGAAAAUAGGGUUGAUUUGCUUCACCUAUGAGAAUUUCUACCAAUUCUUUUUUUUUUCAUCCAAGCUCAUCCUAAUCUCCGUCGGGAUUACUGCCUUAGCCCUGUCCUAUCAUCUGUAUAAUGGAGUUCGUCAUUUAUUGACGGAUUUUUCGGGAUUUCUCUUUCAAUGCUUUAGAAUUGGAAGAAGUUGA
Messenger RNA from Vitis vinifera (wine grape), 507 nucleotides. The record is from the annotation of a RefSeq genome assembly. NCBI's taxonomy places the organism in Eukaryota, Viridiplantae, Streptophyta, Magnoliopsida, Vitales, Vitaceae.